UCGAAACGUCAAUGUUUAACCUGAUUCUUUUUCAACACGUGAAGAAAACAAAAUAAAUUUUCAACAUUUGAAUACUGUGUACACAUCAAAGAAAUAUGAAAUAUGACUGACAUACCAUUAUCAACGUGCGAGAAAAAUUUCAUCAUAAAAUGCCUGUCCAAUAACAAACGCUUGGAUGGUCGUGCAUUUACCGAGUUUCGAAACAUCAACAUACACUUUGGCGUUGAAUGGGGAUGUGCUUUGGUUUCAUUGGGCGAGACCAAGGUUUUGGCUCAAGUAUCAUGCGAAAUUACACAACCACGAGCAACACGUCCAUCGGAAGGUAUUUUAUAUGUGAAUAUUAAUAGUGGCCAAGAUAAACGAAAUGCAGAGCAUAUUGUUUUGCUGACAAGAAAUUUGGAACGUGCUUUGAAGGAGUCACGAUGCGUAGAUCUCGAAUCGUUGUGCAUUAAGGCAGAGGAAAAAGUAUGGAGAAUUAGAGUCGAUUUGAAUAUUUUAAAUCACGAAGGAAAUUUGAUAGACUGUGCUUCAGUUGCUGCUUUAGCUUCAUUGGCUCAUUUCAAACGUCCAGACGUAACAAUAACCGGCGAAGAAAUUCAAAUUCAUUCUCACAACGAACGCGAUCCCAUACCGAUCGUAUUACAUCAUCACCCGGUUUGUGUAUCAUACGCUAUUUAUGAAAAUGGUGCCAUUGCCAUUGCUGAUCCAUCGUUGCUGGAGGAACGACGAUCUGAGGCGACCGUUGUAUUUGGUAUAAAUUCAUAUCGUGAAUUAUGCGGACUGCAUUUCGGUGGCAUAACAUUGGCGAGUUUGGAGCUCUUAAUUAAAUGUGCGAAUCAAGGUGCGAAACGAGCAAAUGCUGUGGUCAAGCAAAUCAAAGCUGCCAUUGAAGCUGAUGAAAAACGUCGUGCAAAUGGCGAACCGGUUGGUUUUAUGCAUUGCUUACAAUCCGAUCGUUUUGAUUCAUACAAAGAGAGUCGACUAUUAUUGCGAUUGCCAAAAUUCCAAUUGAACACCAACGAAGAAAUGGAAGUUGAGCUUGAAGAAAUGAAAAAAGAACAAGCCAGAAUACAAUCAUUAGGUAAAAAUUCAGCCGUUCUUAUGCCAAUCGAUGAAUCGUCAAGCGAUGACGAAUUUGCUGAUCAGUGGAUACCCAAUUUGGACGGUGAUGAACCGGAGGAAGAGCAAACACCCGUAUCACCGCCAAAACCAACGACCGACCAAAAGAAGAAAAAGAAAAAUAAGAAAAAAUCCAAGCAAACAGCUUCUUCUACCGUGACGGUCGAGUCCGAAGACAGUGAAGAAGAAGAAACAAUGGUUUUGGAACAAAUAACAUAAGUAAAAAUGCCAGUGUAUGUUUUUAAUUCGUUAAGAUAAAAUUCAUCCGUUAUUUUCUCUUUUUUUUUCAUUUUUCUUGAAAUAAAUUACAAAUUCCGAAACGUAA
Contarinia nasturtii (swede midge) is the source of this 1444-nucleotide messenger RNA. RefSeq names its product exosome complex component RRP45 (gene Rrp45). The record is from RefSeq and is a predicted model, not a curated record. Gene Ontology annotation, biological process: U4 snRNA 3'-end processing; U1 snRNA 3'-end processing; nuclear polyadenylation-dependent rRNA catabolic process. The coding region runs from base 103 to 1338 and encodes 411 amino acids. The transcript is spliced from 4 exons. Gene Ontology annotation, cellular component: nuclear exosome (RNase complex); cytoplasmic exosome (RNase complex). NCBI's taxonomy places the organism in Eukaryota, Metazoa, Arthropoda, Insecta, Diptera, Cecidomyiidae.